Messenger RNA from Sphaeroforma arctica JP610, 5011 nucleotides. RefSeq lists its product as hypothetical. The transcript is spliced from 19 exons. Bases 1 to 4206 code for a protein of 1401 amino acids. The record is from RefSeq and is a predicted model, not a curated record. Lineage: Eukaryota; Ichthyosporea; Ichthyophonida.
AUGGACAGCCCCUGUGGCGUAGUCAAGGGGACAUUCACUGUCAACGUACCCGUGACGGCGCAUGAUUACACGGGUGCCCCUACGCAACCACCAGGGACUGUGCACAUAGGGCUGCCCACAGGCACAGGUCGCCGCAGUGCCACCAACCCACAGCAAGCACACGGCCCCACCCAACACACAACACCCCCCACACCACGCAGCCAGCCAGCGCACCAGUACAAACGGUCGCACAGUGCCGAACCCAUCAACAUCCUCGAGAACAUACAGAAGAUGCAAGUCACGCAGGAGACCAAGCCAACGGCAACGGCCGACGCAUACGUACACGCACACGCACACACCACCGCACGCCGACAGCAGCAACCACAGAUACUCGCACGUGGGGCACUGAGGAAGAACGGCAGCUUAGGCGAGAAACUGGGGUCAACGGUUGCCAUCGGACGAUCACAGAGCAUUGAUGUGCAGGGGCUGAACAGCGAACGCAGCCGAUCACUGCAGGUACGACACGGACACACCACACGAGCGAAUGGGAGUGUACUUACAUUGACCGAUGCAAUGCGCAUGACAGCAAUGAAUCGGGUGCGCAACACGCCCUAUGUAGACUACCCGUACAAUGCCACACACCCCUCACCACACACAGCAGCCGCACACGUGGCACGAUGUGCCUGUGGCAGAGACCUGCGCAGUGGCAGUGAGUACUCCUGGCUGCAACUCAGCAUCAUCUUCUGUCGCACCAACCCUCACACAGCCUCAGUCAACAACCCCCACGCAGUCUCAGUCAACAGCCCCAGCACACACACAGACAACCACGACACACACACACACACACAGGAGCACACGGAUAGACCAGGUCUUCAGGUGGACAUACACAGCACCACACACGACUACACCAACACCAACACCACCGCACAGACCAACAAACCCACACACCACCCGACUGGGCAGACCACACAGCCAGCACAACGCAUGGCUAUGGCGGAGGACUGUGCGAAGUGUUACGUGACACUGACACGACGGCUGAUAGCCGCAGAGCUGCUGCACUACACACGCGCACGCAACGACGAGUUCGCAUGGCGCAACUACAAGCAACGAGAGCGCGAGAUGGCCGAAGACCACGUGGACACGACACAGACUCGCCUGGAUACGGUGGUGGCGUGUCCUGCGCGUCUGUUGGGUGAGAUUGAGGAUGCUACUACGGGAUUGUAUCCCGGGGCCUUCUCGCUAACUACGCUGUGUUUGCUGAAGGAAUUCGAGGUCAGAUUUGCCAUCGACGCUCCGCUUGCACGCCUCACUAAGGUGGAUGUGGUGGCAAGAUUGGUGAUCUCGAGAGAGGCUGACCUGGGGUACUUCCAGGCGCUUGUGCUCGACUACAUAAUGCACCAGCCCUUGCCAACUCAAUCCACUCCCGCGGACUUCUCUCAGGCUACAUCCUCAAACGAAUAUACUCAUACACACAUACAAGCACAUGCGUCUGUGGAUACGAUUUGUGCGCCCCUGUCGGACAGGAGGAUGUUUAUACAGACUGUGGAGAGAGUGCUCAAUCAUCUGAUGCAUGACCUCACCAAGUACAAGAUACACUUUGGGCCAGACGCGCCUGUGGGAGCACUGCAGAAGGUGAUUGCCUAUGUGUACUUCCUCUUCAGCGAUGACGAAGGCGACGGCGCUACACACGCACAUACUCGCCCACAAGCACACACACACACACACACACACGCACAUGUACGAGCACGAGUACGUGAAUAUGCCAAAGAGUUUUCCAAUCGCUACCCGAGUGUGCGAGAGAUUCUGGAGAGGUGCCUAAGAGAUGGCACACAGGCCACAUUCAGUCGCUUCGUGCGGCAGAACAUCGACGAAGGCCCCAGCAUGAUCCAAACCAACGAGCCUGACUUCCGUAGUCCACAGAUUAAUAAGACGUCGUCUCUGGUGCGGUCGGCCACGUCGCCUCUGAAGGCGCUGUCAACCCGUCGAACCAGCAUACAGAUGAAGACAGGCAUGGGCACUCUCACCAGCAAGGGCAGCAUGAAGGGCCGAGCGGGCAUGGGCAGUAAAGGUGGAGCACUGAGCAACGCAACCAUCAGUGAACAGACGGCCACGUAUGUCAAGGCGCAUGUGCUAGCACGUGUGCGCGGCAUGACGUCAUUGGUUUUGGAGACGUUGGAGGAAAUUGAGGUGGAGAGAGAGGUGCAUGCACCUCAGUGGCCCGUGGUGGACCUGCUGGGUGUGACUGUGCCGCAUUACCUGGGGAUGAUUGCACGUGAGCUGUCGCAGCUGUUCAAGGACCUGACGGAGGUGGUGGUGAUGGAUGAGAUGUUUGAUCUGUUCUUCAGCAUCAAGCAGCUCAAGGGCAGGUGCCACGCCCUGUGCAAUGCCGACGACAUGUUCCCAAUGGCCGACUGGUUUGGGCCUGUAGUAUUCGGUUGGUUGGAUGCGUUCGAGGUGUCGUCGCGCCAGACGGUGGACACGUGCCUUGCAGAUGACAUGUUAGUGCACGUGCGCACUCCCUCAGCACCACGUGCACUGCGACAGUCCCAGACACAGCCCUUUGCCCAGGCCCUGUCGCAGCAGAUCACCGGCCACGAGACCACGCACGCACAGGCACAGCACCACACCACCGCCAAACAGGACGCCAAGAAGACCAACACUGUCGAUAUGAUACCAAAGGAUAGUACCCACCUGACCGUCAGCACAGAGCACACCGCCGCACCCGCCACUGCAGGGGCAUGGCACACGCACAGUGUGGGAGAGGUGUUCAUGCAUCUGCUCAAGAGCCUCGCCUUCUUAGACCGCCUCAACCUCGAGGAUGAUACCAAGCAACCGAUUGUUGCCAUAGGAGCCGGUACAGCACACACUACCGACACGGCACAGUCGCCUGCGAACACACCGGGCGAUAGCAAUGCCAGCAUACAAAGUGGGGCUACCGCCAGUGUGCUGAGUGGAGCUUCGAGAGAGUCUACCCCCAGCGUGAAGAUGGGGCCCAAUCUCAGGCACAUCGUCCAUGUCAAGUACGCGCAUAUAUUGGGCAAGACUGUCGAAUACUACCAGACAAAGCUACUGCUGCAAAUGUCGCGCAUCAGAGACAUUGCCAUCCACUCGGUGCGCACGGGCGGACCUACCGAAGGCGUGAAACAAUUGUGCUGUGGGCUAUCGAACAUGCAGCACCUGCACACACAUCUAGUGGACAUGUGCAUGGCAUUAAACAUGACACCCGAGCAGACCCAGCGGGCACAGGACGCCGUCAAGAAACCCAUCAAACCCAUCAACUCAGAUCCUGAUGCGGAGAAGUUUGUGUCUAUUUUGGGACAGACAUUCGUAUCUGUGGAUCGGGGUGUUGCAACCACUUCUGAUUUGCUGCGUGAUACUAUUGCUCAGUGUCUGGUGGAGCGAGUGAAGACAGCCACGCGAGGAAUGUACUCCACAAAACAGGAACGAUAUGCACUGUACGCCCCACAAACACUCUCUCCCACACUCAAGAAGAAGAAACGUGGGCUGUGGUCGCGCAUACAAGCGGUUGGCAUGACAACGCCUCCCGGCAGCACCAAUAGUCUCAACAAGCAGGGCAACAGCAGCAAUAAGAACCUCAGCGGCAUUUUCACCUCCUCGGGUAGCAACACGGCAACGGGUCUGAGUGUCCUGGAUGUCGCUACAGACAACAUCACACCGGUGGUAAACCCUACACUGAUUGGGGCGAGGUUGUGCGGUGACAUGGCCAUAGUCGUGCGGUCGCUCACAAGUGUUGUGGUGGCAUCCGUCAACCCGAAGGAACUAUCUGCGGACAUCAUCAAUGGCACCUGGAAGGAGUUUGUGGCGGGUGUGACGCGGUUGCUGCUGCCACCGUCUGGUCCUGACGGUGACCUGCCCACCAACGACGUAUUGCUGAUCAUCCAGCUGUUCUUAGAGCCACUGAAGGAGGUCUAUGCGCAGAGUGCGACUGGAGCAGGCAUCCAAUUGGUGGACCAGGAGUCCUGUGUGUAUCUAGAGCGGUGCUUGGCUGACUAUGAGGGGCCGUCUGAAGCGCUGGUGCAUCGGUACAACAUGAUCAUGAACGAGCCAUUACGCGAGAAUGAAGACGUGACGGAAUACAUCACCAAGCAAGAGACCGUGCAGCACAUCCCAGACAUCCUCGCACUACGCCACCACGACCAGGUUGCUGAAGCAUUCAGCGCCGCAAACAACGUCAAAGGCGCGGCGUCUGGUACUAUGUUCUUCUAGUGCCGUGCAUACCGCGUCGCUUGCAAAAAGGGUUCAUGGCCAGUCCUGCCCUAGCCUACGAGGUGCGGCCUGAGUUGGGUGCAAUGUCCCAUUUAGUGCUUGUUGUCAUGCGAAGGACAUACACCUUAACCGAAGCGAGGUGUGCCUCUUGAUGCCUAGUCCUGUCUCGUUUGCGUGCGUCGUAUGGGCUGCUGCUGAGACGUUUUAGGGUUUAGGGUUUUCCUAAAUGGUUUUGCCAACCAGUCGGCAAUCGAGACGUCUCGUGGCAUCAUAAGUGGUGUGCAAUGGCACCCGUUUGUGUGGUGUGCUGGUCUGUCCUGUUCUCGAGUACAGGUUGUGCCGAUUGUCAACUGAGACUGCAAGCAGUGCUACCCGCUCAAGAGAAUAAGAGGGCCUUACUUUAUAUAUUUUGGGCUAGAUUCGGGGUUUGGGUUAGGAUGAGUUUCUGGUAUAUGGCUUGCCAAGGACAAGGAGGUGCAACUGGCUGCUGCGAGAGCAGAAGUACAUCGGAGAAAGGGGAAUGAUGUUAUUAUAUCAAACAUAAACGAAGUAGACAGCGCAAACCACACGGGCACCCCACGGAUCAACUGCUGCAAGGCACUGGCGGGUGGGCCACAUGGCACGUGCGGACACUCUCAGCCACCUCGGUGCAUAAACACCACUCCUCACAUUCACCCAAACUGUGAGCCUUAUGUAGCAUGUGAGUACGACAGGGUACCUCACCCUCCAAUACCAUUGAAUGGUGUUUGUGAAGUCAGCUACAGGAAAUUGAUUAAACAUCCAUGUGUACAGGAUACAUUGCAAA